Molecule: messenger RNA, 594 nt
Organism: Peniophora sp. CBMAI 1063
Lineage: Eukaryota; Fungi; Basidiomycota; Agaricomycetes; Russulales; Peniophoraceae
Source: the annotation of a GenBank genome assembly
AUGGCCAGAUCUACCACGUCGCUGAACGCGCCGCAUGGCUCCACCAGGUCCAAGAAUUCGAGCUCAGAUCGUGCGAGCUCUACGAAGUAUUGGUCACGUAGAAGGAUCUUACCUGUCAAACGCGAGGUGUGGCAGCAACUCGUCGCGAAACGACCCUCGUUCCUCAUCUUGGAUGAACGACUUCGCGGCCCAUCAGCCCCGACACUGCACUUCGGAUUGACGUAUACCAAAGACGAUAUAAUGCGCUGUGCGCUCAAGUGCGACUUGAUACCGACUACCCUUCACGAGGUACGGGAUGACGCGCAAGACGAGGCUCGCCGCAUCUACCUCGUCAUCGCGGCUGUCAGAGAGUACUUCGAACGCACACUGCGACUCCAGCUCUUUCACGUGGCCGCUUUUAUUCCAGGGCAGCUUGGGAUGUUUGCCCUUUACUCAAACCACACCAUCCGCAAACUACAUCGGCGCAAGGCAGAGAGACCGAUCUUGAACUUCAUGCGACAAGAACUGGGAAUCGAGCAGCAGAUGGCUGCCUGGUACUGGGACAUUCAGCAUGGAUCAAGUUAUGUUUGCGAAUACGACGAGUUCAACCUCUGA